AGAGGUUAAAGUUGACGCUUCCGGCCGGUGUCUCUCUUCAUCUCUCCGCUUCCCGCAGACAGUCCUUCACUCAGCAAAGCCAUGUCCAACGUCGCCGAUACCAAACUAUACGAUAUUCUCGGGGUCUCCCCCUCGGCCUCCGAGAACGAACUGAAAAAGGCUUAUCGGAAAUUAGCAAAGGAAUAUCACCCUGACAAAAAUCCAAAUGCUGGGGACAAGUUCAAAGAGAUUAGCUUUGCAUAUGAAGUACUAACUACACCAGAGAAGAAGGAAUUGUACGACCGUUAUGGGGAACAGGGUCUGCGAGAAGGUGGCUGUGGAGGAAGUGGGAUGGAUGACAUAUUUUCCCAUAUUUUUGGCGGUGGUCUGUUUGGCUUCAUGGGUGGACAGGGUCGGAGCAGGAACGGAGGGCGGCGGAGAGGAGAAGAUAUGGUCCACCCCCUGAAGGUGUCACUUGAAGAUUUGUACAAUGGAAAAACAACCAAAUUACAGCUGAGCAAGAAUGUUCUUUGUAGCGCUUGUAAUGGUCAAGGUGGGAAGUCUGGUGCGGUCCAGAAGUGCACAGCCUGCAGGGGGCGUGGUAUGCGCAUAAUGAUCAGACAGCUGGCUCCUGGCAUGGUGCAACAGAUGCAGUCAGUGUGCACUGACUGUAAUGGUGAAGGUGAGGUGAUCAGUGAGAAAGACCGCUGCAAAAAGUGUGAGGGGAAGAAGGUGAUUAAAGAAGUGAAGAUUCUGGAGGUGCAUGUGGAUAAAGGUAUGAAGCACGGACAGAAGAUCACCUUCGGCGGUGAGGCUGACCAGGCACCUGGAUUAGAACCUGGAGACAUUGUCCUGGUCCUGCAGGAAAAGGAGCACGAGACGUACAGAAGAGAGGGCAACGACUUGCACAUGACCCAUAAGAUCGGCCUUGUUGAAGCACUUUGUGGGUUCCAUUUCACAUUGAAACACUUAGAUGCUAGGCAGAUUGUGGUGAAAUACCCAGCUGGCAAAGUCAUUGAGCCAGGUUCAGUCAGAGUUGUUAGAGGAGAGGGUAUGCCACAGUACCGUAACCCCUUCGAGAAGGGUGACCUGUUCAUCAAGUUUGACGUUCAGUUCCCAGACAACAAUUGGUUAAGCCCAGAGAAGCUGACGGAGUUAGAGGACUUGCUGCCUACACGGGCCGAAGCGCCAGUCAUCUCUGGAGACGCAGAGGAGGUGGACCUGCAGGAGUUUGACAUGAGCCAGAGCUCCUCUGGUGGUCACCGCCGUGAAGCAUACAACGACAGCUCGGAUGAAGAAGGAGGACAUCAUGGGCCUGGCGUGCAGUGUGCCCAUCAGUAAACCCGACCACAGCAAAUAUCUUGUCCGGCUCCAACAGUGGGGAUUAAAAAAAUGUUCUAGUUGCACAAUAAACAGGUGUGUUUAUAAUCCGA
Rhinichthys klamathensis goyatoka is the source of this 1412-nucleotide messenger RNA. RefSeq names its product DnaJ heat shock protein family (Hsp40) member A2a (gene dnaja2a). Gene Ontology annotation, cellular component: cytosol; cytoplasm. Gene Ontology annotation, biological process: response to heat; protein refolding. NCBI's taxonomy places the organism in Eukaryota, Metazoa, Chordata, Actinopteri, Cypriniformes, Leuciscidae. The record is from RefSeq and is a predicted model, not a curated record. Gene Ontology annotation, molecular function: ATP binding; Hsp70 protein binding. The transcript is spliced from 9 exons. Bases 82 to 1320 code for a protein of 412 amino acids.